UCCAGUCCAGGCGAAACGAAAAAUCUCUCUUUUCAGAAUAGGGAUUCGCUCUCUCCAAAUCUCGUUCCGACUCUGCUUCAGUUUCGUGCCCCUCGCGACCGCGCCGGAACCGCCGUCGCCCGGCGAUCGAUUCGCCUCCGCCUCCGCCUCCGCGCUUCGGCGUUUUUCAUGCGCGGCAGCAGCUCGGAUAAGUGAUGGAGGAUGUAAAACAUAAAUCUCGGAAGGAGGCAGAAUCAAAGAAAGCUCAUCGAGAUCAUGAUCGGGAAAGAGAAAGGGAGAGGAAUGGGGAGAGACAUCGAGAUAAGGAGAGGGAAAAGAAAGAGCGCGACAGUCGACAUUCUGAAAGGGAGAAGAGUAGUGAUUCUGAUGAGAGGUAUGAGAGAGAAAGGGAGCGAGAGAAGGAUAAGUAUAGAGAAAGGGAAAAGGAUAGAGUAAGAAGUCGUGACCGUGAGAAGGAGAAAUCUAGAGAAAAGAAGAGGGAUAAGGAGAGGGAAAGGGAUAGAGAAAAAGAGGAUAGAGAGAAGGAGAGGGAGAAGGAGAAGAGAGAGAGGGCAAGGGAGAAGGAGAGGGAGAGGGAGAAAGAAAAGGAGAAGAGGGAACGUGAGAGGGAAGAUAGGGAGAGAAGUAGAGAAAGAGAGAAGAGGGAACGUGAUAGGGAGAAGGAAAAGGAGAGGGAGAGAGAGAAGGAGAAGGAGAAGGAGAGGGAGAGGGAGAGGGAGAGGGAGAGAAGGAUACGAGAAAAGGAAAAGCGUCGGGAAGUUGAUAGUGAUUAUAGUGAAGAUGAUUCCCAGGAGCAUGGCAAGAAGCGUCGAAGGAGAGACGAUGAUGAAAAUUAUGAAGAAAGAGAUCGUGAAAAGGGUAGGAGCAGGGGAAGCAAGCGCCGUGAGAACAAUGAAGAUAGCCCGAGGAGGAGGACUGACGAGGAGGAUUCAGAGAACAAGGACGAUAAGCCCACUCGAGAAGAGGAAUUAGAGGAUGAACAAAAGAAAUUGGAUGAGGAGAUGGAAAAGAGGAGGAGAAGAGUUCAAGAGUGGCAAGAGCUGAGGAGAAAGAAGGAAGAGAUGGAGAGGGAAAAGCACGGUGAAGUGAAUGUGGAAGAAGGAAAGUCUGGGAAGGCCUGGACUCUUGAAGGAGAAUCUGAUGAUGAGGAGGCUGCUCCCACGGUGAAACCAGAUAUGGAUGUGGAUGAAGAUGAAGUUGCUGAUAAUAAAACUGGGGAUGCCAUGGUGGUGGAUUCUGAGAAUGGAGAAACUGCUCCAGCUUUAGAAGAAAUGGAAAAUGGUUCUGGUGGAGAUGAGGAAAUUGAUCCAUUGGAUGCCUUCAUGAAUGAUUUGGUGUUACCUGAAGUGGAGAAGCUGAAUAAUGCUGUGCCUACUGCAACUGCUCCCGAUGAUAAUUCAGAAAUGAAGAGAAAAGAUAAGAAAAUUAAUAUGAGUAAUGGAAAACAGGCGAGGAAUGGUCCAAGUAAGUCUAUGGGAAGAAUUAUCCAGGGGGAGGAUUCGGAAUCUGACUAUGGAGAUCUUGAGAAUGAUGGAGAUCGUACAGAAGAUGAAGAUGAUGAUGAGUUCAUGAAAAGGGUCAAGAAGACAAAAGCUGAAAAGCUGUCCUUAGUUGACCAUUCUAAGAUUGAUUAUGAACCAUUUCGCAAGAAUUUUUAUAUUGAAGUAAAGGAGAUUUCGAGGAUGAGUGCUGAAGAGGUAGCUGCAUACAGGAAAGAGCUGGAAUUGAAGCUCCAUGGAAAAGAUGUGCCAAGACCAAUUAAAACAUGGCACCAGACAGGACUUACAAGUAAAAUUCUGGAGACUAUAAAAAAGCUUAAUUAUGAUAAGCCAAUGCCUAUUCAAGCUCAGGCUCUCCCGAUAAUCAUGAGCGGUCGAGACUGCAUAGGUAUUGCAAAAACCGGUUCUGGCAAAACCCUUGCAUUUGUGCUGCCAAUGUUGAGGCACAUCAAGGACCAGCCACCUGUUGUAGCCGGAGAUGGGCCGAUCGGUCUGGUGAUGGCACCUACGAGAGAGCUUGUCCAGCAGAUACACAGUGAUAUAAAGAAGUUUGCCAAAGGAAUUGGUGUCAGAUGUGUGCCUGUUUAUGGAGGUUCUGGUGUUGCCCAGCAAAUUAGUGAGUUAAAGCGGGGUACUGAGAUUGUUGUCUGUACUCCGGGUAGGAUGAUUGACAUUCUUUGCACUAGUGGAGGGAAGAUAACAAAUCUGCGUAGGGUCACGUACUUGGUCAUGGAUGAAGCGGAUAGAAUGUUUGACAUGGGUUUUGAACCUCAGAUCACUAGAAUUGUCCAAAAUAUCCGUCCAGAACGUCAAACUGUUCUAUUUUCUGCCACUUUUCCUCGUCAGGUUGAGAUUCUGGCCCGUAAGGUCUUGAACAAACCUAUAGAAAUUCAGGUCGGUGGCAGGAGUGUUGUGAACAAGGAUAUUGCCCAGUUAGUCGAGGUGAGACCGGAAAGUGAAAGGUUCCUGAGACUGUUAGAAUUGCUUGGUGAAUGGUAUGAGAAGGGGAAGAUCUUGAUAUUUGUUCAUACUCAGGCAAAAUGCGAUGAUUUGUUUAGAGAUAUGCUGAGACAUGGGUAUCCGUGUCUCUCACUUCAUGGGGCCAAAGAUCAAACAGACAGGGAGUCCACGAUAAAUGAUUUUAAGAGCAAUGUGUGCAAUUUACUGAUUGCUACUAGCAUUGCUGCCAGGGGACUCGAUGUGAAGGAGCUUGAACUGGUGAUUAACUUUGAUGUUCCUAAUCAUUAUGAAGAUUAUGUCCACCGAGUUGGUCGGACAGGUCGAGCUGGUCGUAAAGGCUGUGCUAUAACAUUCAUAUCAGAGGAUGAAGCUAGAUAUGCACCAGAUCUUGUCAAGGCCUUGGAACUUUCUGAACAAGUAGUUCCUGAUGAUCUAAAAGCCCUUGCUGAUGCUUUCAUGGCUAAAGUGAAUCAGGGACUUGAGCAAGCUCACGGAACUGGUUAUGGAGGAAGUGGUUUUAAGUUCAAUGAAGAGGAGGAUGAAGUUAGGCGAGCGGCCAAAAAGGCACAGGCCAAAGAAUAUGGCUUUGAUGAAGACAAGUCUGAUUCAGAUGAUGAGGAUGAGGGGGUCCGGAAGGCAGGUGGUGACAUCUCACAGCAGGCUGCCCUUCAAUUAGCUGCCCUUGCUGCAGCUUCCAGAGUCAGCACAGCUUCAAAUGUGACUCCUAGCACAGUUGGUCAGAUGCCAAAUGUACUUCCUUCUGCCCUUCCUGGUGUUCUUGGUUCCACAACUUCUGCGGUUCUACCGGGGACUCUGCCUGGUUUGCCCACUGAUGGGGCUGCCCGUGCAGCAGCUAUAGCAGCUGCCAUCAAUCUACAGCAUAAUCUUGCAAAGAUUCAAGCUGAUGCCAUGCCCGAGCACUAUGAGGCUGAGUUGGAGAUAAAUGAUUUUCCUCAGAAUGCUCGGUGGAAAGUUACCCACAAGGAAACUUUGGGCCCUAUUUCAGAAUGGACUGGUGCAGCCAUUACCACCAGGGGUCAGUUUUUCCCUCCUGGCAAAAUACCAGCUCACGGAGAGCGGAAGCUCUACUUGUUUAUUGAAGGUCCUACCGAACAAUCUGUCAAGAGAGCUAAAGCAGAAUUGAAACGUGUUUUGGAGGAUGUCACAAAUGCAGCACUAUCACUUCCUGGUGGAGCCCCACAAGGCAGAUAUUCAGUUAUUUAAGUAUUUGAGGACGGUGGUUGCCUGCUCAAAGGUGUUGUGCAUCUCAAAUUAUGAAGAUUUGAAUGUGCAUGCCAGCCACUCUACCGGUACUAGCGAGGAGAAUGGGCAUAUGAGUGUUAUUUGUUUGAGGGUUGCGCUUCUUGAAUGAGUAGGGAUGGUGUUUCUUCGUAACCAUUGGUUCAUACUUUUUCUAAAGGAAAAGAUCUGUCGGUUCUGUGCCCGGAUGUGUCCCUCUCCUUUUUAUGGUGCAGGAAUGCUGGAGGUGACUAUGAAGAAUUCUUCUGCUGUCGCCACUUCUCAUUUUGUACUGGCAUCAUGAUUUUUCACAUCCUUCCUUGCUCUUUUGAGCUGGAGGAGAUUAUGACUGUACAGAGGUCGCCCAUUGUAUGAAUUCUCCUUUUUGACAUUUCCGUGUGAAUCAUUAGAACUGUAGCAUACUCAAGCUGAGAUCGAGCAAUAGCAAGAUACAUUAUGAAUUACAGUUUACGCA
Eucalyptus grandis is the source of this 4173-nucleotide messenger RNA. RefSeq names its product DEAD-box ATP-dependent RNA helicase 42. The record is from RefSeq and is a predicted model, not a curated record. Gene Ontology annotation, molecular function: RNA helicase activity; RNA binding; ATP binding. The transcript has 3 exons. Bases 195 to 3683 code for a protein of 1162 amino acids. NCBI's taxonomy places the organism in Eukaryota, Viridiplantae, Streptophyta, Magnoliopsida, Myrtales, Myrtaceae.